Messenger RNA from Aspergillus lentulus, 582 nucleotides. NCBI's taxonomy places the organism in Eukaryota, Fungi, Ascomycota, Eurotiomycetes, Eurotiales, Aspergillaceae. The record is from RefSeq and is a predicted model, not a curated record.
AUGUCAGGCGCAGAGCUCGGCCUGGCAGUUGUCGGCACUGUUGAUCUUUGUUUCAAGUGCGUAGCCGGCUCGACGGCCCUGCGAGGCAGAGCGCUAAUGAGAUCCCCAGGCGCGCUCUCUCUUGCCGGUCAAUGGAAACGGAUCUCCUUGCAGCUACAGUUCCUCUGGGAGAUCUGGUCCAGUUUGGACGAGGAGCAUCAACACCUGCAUGACGAAAUCCUGCAUUUACUAGUCCAAAAGCUCCAGCACGCCGUCUUGCAGAUCAGCAAGGUCGAGACAGGACAUAACAAAAGUGGCUCGGGCCGCCUGUCGCGUCUGAAGCAAUGGAAAUAUGCAUUCACAUUGAAGGAAUGCCUCCACAGCGCGAUCGACGACCUGAAAGAAUGGCAAGCCACCUUUGAUCCGUCGUGGUAUCUGAUCAUCCGCGUGGUGAGCCCGCUCAUCGACGUGGAGCGGGCCAGGCCGAGACAGCCAUCAGAGACGGCGCUUUCGGUCGCGAAUCGACUUCGACAGGCUUUGACCACGAAACUGCAGCCCAACGAGCGGAUUUUCCUCCCGGUGUCGGGGAUUGCCAAGUUCUAG